GCUCGAACCACUCGAAGUGCCAGUGCUCGUGCCGUAAUGCUUUGGCCUAUGCAGACACGACCUGACAUGUUCUCCCCGCAGACGAAGCAGAAAAAUCUGGAGUGUGCCCCGGGGCGACGGAUGGGUUUAGCCUAGUCGGUUUUCUUGGAGAAGAACUCUACCGGCACGAGCCUGACAUGCAUAUAAAGUAGGCCUUUGUGAUACAUCUCCCGUCUUCAUCGCCUGGCGAACUUUCCCUCGAGAAGUUGUCUCGAAUCCAGGUGUCUCACCCUGAUUCAGUUGUUGCUCAUUGGCUUCACACCUUGACUCACCCCGGACAUUCGCGCCCUUUGCAAACUCUAUAAGCACCUUCUGCUCCCAAGCUAGACCCUCGAGUUUAGAUCGGCGCAUCAUUCGUCAUCUCAAUCUCUUCGUCCCGUACGCUGGCAGGUUUUGGACUCGACAAUCCUCACGCCAUGGGUCAAUCAGGAGCUGAAAUUGAAACCAAAGACGAGCAGCAGUACAUCGAGGAGCUAAGCGCCAAUUCCAAGCAAUUUGCGGAGGAGGAGAAGAAACUGGUCAGGAAGAUUGACUUGUACCUGCUGCCGACAAUAUGGAUCAUGUAUCUUCUGUCGUACAUGGACCGCACCAACAUUGGCAAUGCCAAAAUUGCCGGCAUGGCCGAUGAAAUGCAUCUGACCUCAGGCGAAUAUUCGAUUGCUCUCAUCGUCUUCUUUAUCACAUAUGUCGUUUUCGAAGUUCCUUCCAAUCUUAUCCUAACAAGGACACGACCCAGCGUCUUCCUGCCCGUGAUUAUGUUCCUCUGGGGAGCAGUUACUUGCUGCAUGGCUGCAGCUAAGACCUAUCACCACUUGAUAGUCCUCAGACUCAUCGUCGGCAUUCUUGAAGCUGGUUUUGCUCCCGGUAUCUUGCUGAUCCUCUCCUCUUGGUAUAAGAAGAACGAGCAGUCGAAGCGCUUUGCGGUAUACAUUUCUGCCGCCGUUUUGUCUGGCGCGUUUGGUGGUCUGCUUGCUGGAGCCAUCACUGGUGGACUUGAUGGAGCACACGGAAUUGCUGGUUGGCGAUGGCUUUUCAUUGUCGAAGGUGUCGCUACUUCGGGAUGGGCCAUCAUUGCGAGCUUCAUUCUUCUAGAUUUUCCUUCCACUACGAAGAAAUUCUCUGCUCGGGAACGUGCCUUGGCCAUUGCUCGACUGGCAGCAGAUAAUGUUCAGACACGCACAGAGGACACUGCGAGUCUGACAUCUAUCCAGGCGCUCGUCAAGGCUCUCAGUGACUGGCGAACCUGGAUCAUGGUGGCCGGAUACAUGGUGAUUGUGGGCUCCUCAACCCUCAGUUAUUUCUACCCCACUCUAGUCAAGGGCCUUGGCUACACUGCACACAUGGCUCAGUACAUGGUGGUUCCAAUCUAUGCCGUGGCAUUUGUUGCUGUGGCAUGCACUGGCUUUUUCAUGGACAAAUUCCCACAUAUGCGCGGUCUAGUCAUUGCAAGCUGGCUCACUAUUGCUAUGAUCUGCAGCUUGGUCGUCUGUCUGGUCUACAACUUCACUGCUCGCUACGUCCUCCUCAUUUUCAUGGCGGCUGGUCUCUGGGCAUCCAACGGUUUGGCCCUGUCAUACGCUGCUUCAACGUUCGGCUCUAUGCAGCAAGAAGUGCGAGCAGUAGCUCUCGCCUUGGUCAACGCACUCGGAAAUCUUGCUCAAAUUUACGGUGCUUACCUCUUCCCAUCGUCUGACGCGCCCAAGUAUCUCAAAGGCUUUGGCGUAAUCACAGGGAUGUGCUUCUUUGGUAUCUGCGUCUACAUUACGGCACAUAUUAUGGUACGAAAGUUCCCGAAUAAGCGUGCUGUUGUCGGACCUGACGGUGUCGGUGUGUGAAUAAUCCAAAGGCGAAGUCAGGAUAUUGUAAAUAUCAAGUCGUGUUACAUGUGUAAUGAAUCACCUGUAGAUCUAUGAAUUUUCACAUUUCUUAGCAUAAGUCUCAUGAUCAAAUGGUCAAACAUGUUUUCAAC
This is a messenger RNA of Verruconis gallopava, 2008 nucleotides long. RefSeq lists its product as uncharacterized. The transcript is spliced from 3 exons. The coding region runs from base 456 to 1874 and encodes 472 amino acids. Gene Ontology annotation, molecular function: transmembrane transporter activity. NCBI's taxonomy places the organism in Eukaryota, Fungi, Ascomycota, Dothideomycetes, Venturiales, Sympoventuriaceae. Gene Ontology annotation, cellular component: membrane. The record is from RefSeq and is a predicted model, not a curated record. Gene Ontology annotation, biological process: transmembrane transport.